Messenger RNA from Trichomycterus rosablanca, 1890 nucleotides. RefSeq names its product mirror-image polydactyly 1 (gene mipol1). The transcript has 15 exons. The coding region runs from base 1 to 1557 and encodes 518 amino acids. The record is from RefSeq and is a predicted model, not a curated record. Lineage: Eukaryota; Metazoa; Chordata; Actinopteri; Siluriformes; Trichomycteridae.
AUGAACUUCGUGUUGGAGGAACUAUUACUUUUUAAAAUUAGAUUUGUAAACUUGAACAGAAGCAGAAACCAGCCAUUUAUUUUCUGGUGUCAACGGGAGAGCUGCUCUGAGACUGAGGGGGAACUCCAUCCAACAGCAUGGAAGCACAAACCAGAGCUGAAGGAUUCACUUGUUGAUAUGUACAAAGCUAAUCCUAAAGUCAAUGAGGAGCUGAAACAAAGGCUGCCGUCCCCUGUAAAGCACCAUUGUUCAGAGACCACACCACAACCUGGGUUCAGUAGUCAGAGGUCUACUCCAUCUAUUUCUCAAAGUACAUCAGAAACAGAGACUGCUGAGAAUAUUUUAAAAGGACAGAAUUUGUCUCUACCACCGCCCCCACCGCCUCCACCCCCAGACAGAAGCAUGGAGGAGGGGAUGCUGACACCCCAAAGAGUCCCCACAGGACAGGGACAGGAUGGAAAAGAGCUGGACAGCAGGGCUCCCCAUACACCUGAUCACUGUAGUACGUCUGAGCCAGCAGUGUCCAGAGGAAACACAGAUGAAGACCAUGGGAGUUUCAAAGUUAACCAAGAAACCAGAAAGCAAGUCCCAUUUGUGGAUGAAGAGAAGAAUAUUGCAUUUCUUUUAAAGGAGCUGGAUUGCCUAAGAGACCUCAAUAACAAACUGCAGGAUAAGCUGAUGCUGAAAGAAAAGGAGCUGGAGACUAUUCGAUUGGACAGUCAGCUUCAGGACGAGAAAUUUGAGGCCCAUGCAUGUGAAAGAGCUGCAGCCCUGGUGGAGGAGAUUUAUAAAGCUCAAAGGGAAAGGGACCAGGCUGUGAUGGCCAGACUAAGGCUAGCUAAUGAAGAGAGGGAUGAAGCUCUUCUGCGUGCCAAGAAGCUUCAAGAGGCCGCACUGGAGCUAGAGAAUAUUAACCCAGAGGAAACUGACACGGAUUUGGAGGCGUUGCUAAACAAGGUGAGCAAUGCAGAAUCGGCCUUGAGUGUGGAGCGUAAUGGCAUGGCCAUCAUGGAACUCAUUCAGAGGGCUAGAGAGCGCCGCUCCAGGAUCAUCUCUGAGGAGAUGAAAGUUGUCAUAAACGAGAGAGACAAUGCUUUAACCCGGUGCAGGCGCCUAGAACAAGAGCUACUGGUCCAGACCAGCUGCACCUGUCAUUUAUCCACACCAAGCGGUCAGGAACGGGUGUGCAAGGAAGAGUUGGAUGGUGUGCAGAAAGAGAGGGAUUUUGCUGUGGAGCACAGUCACAAACUGGAAGAUAAGAUGCCGUCCCUGCACAGGUUCCACAGUGCACAGCAAAACCAGGCAGAUAAGUCUUACAUAAAAGAGACGUCCAUCUCAUCUUCUUCCACCUGUGUUAAAGACAUUACCACAGCCCCAAACCAGAGUCUGCACAGCCGUGUGCAACAACUAACCUCAGAGCUGCAGACCACUCAGAAUCAACUUCGUCUGGCCCUGGAGUCUGAAUCAGAGGCUCGUGAAAAGAUGCAGAAAUUAGAACGGCUGGUUGAAGUCCUAAGAAAGAAGGUUGGUACAGGCAAUGUACGUACUGUCAUUUGACUGGCCGAUGGGUGACCGGAGCAGACGGCCACAUCUGGUGACCAGGCUGCUGUGUUUAACUCUGAGCAAACAUCUGAAGCCCGGCCUCAGCAAAUAAGUGCUGCCUUCUUUCUCACCCUCAGCCCUGUAUUGCCUUCUCAUGACCCCCCCAACCACCACCAUCACCACCACCACUUCUGACUGCUACACUCUUACGCUGAUACUGGCAUAAAUAUUGAUACACCUACAAUAGGAAAUUAACAAACUUCCCUUGCAGUAUUAUAUCUUUAUUUUGAUGUAUUGAUCUGAUAUUUGUACAAUGUGACAAUAAACACCCUUUUACAAUUUUUAAAA